GGGAAAGGGGCGUUCAAGGGACCAGGCCUAAGUGGGAGGUACAUGCGGGUUAUGACUCCGCCGGCGCGGGGCAGAAGUUGCGACUCUAGUUGAGCAACUGUGGGUUCGGAGCCGGUGGGGGGGAGAGGCGCGGGGCAUGCCGGAACAUGUAGUCCCGCCCGGGGGUCGCUCUGCCCGGCCCUAGUUUCCUCUCUUCUGUUUAUUGUUUUGGUCUCGGGCUCUGCGCUCCGCCCCCUUCGCUGCGGCCAACCAGCAGGCAGAAGGGAAGGAUUGGCAGUCACUCUGACCAAUCGGCUCGCGGCAACGGCGAGGGGCUGGGUGAGGUCAAUCCGCCAUGUUAGGAUCGCCAUAACCGAGCGGAGGAGUCGAGGGCGCGUCCGGCCACGGAGUAUCCGCGGGCGCCCCACAGGAUGGAGCCCCAGGUAAACCUCAGCGUGAGCUUUAAAGGAGAGACCCAGAGCUUCCUGGUUUCAGAUUCAUCAAACACUACAUGGGCAGAUGUGGAGGCCAUGGUGAAAGUUUCAUUCGACCUGAACAACAUUCAAAUUAAGUAUAUGGAUGAGGAUAAUGAUGAGGUCUCUGUCAAUAGUGAAGAGGAAUAUGAAGAAGCUUUGAAGAUUGCGGCUAAAUUAGGAAACCAACUUCAGAUGAACGUAUAUGAAGAAAAUCUUCCUCCAAAAGAAACAUUAAAUUCCUGUUCAGUGCAAGUGUGUGAAAAUAUGGGGUCAGAAAGAAUGGCCGUGCUAAAGGAUGGAAAGAAACCUCUCUCUCACUAUUCCCUGCUGGCUCGGGCCAUCGGGGAGAACAUGAAGAAGACCACAACACAGGAAACGUUAAAUUCCUGUUCAACGCAAGUAUGUGAAAAAGCAGGGUCAGAAAGAAUGACCAUACUAAAGGAUGGAAAGAAAUCUCUCUCUCACUAUUCCCUGCUGGCUCAGACCAUAGGGGAGGACAUGAAGACCACAACACAGCAAAAGCUAAAUCAAGGUGAGGCAGGAAGGACCAGUAAAAAGCCUCCAGAGUGGUUUACAAGCUACUUGGAAACAUUCAGGGAACAAAUAGUUAAGGAAACUGUUGAGAAACUUGAGCAGAAGCUAAGUGAGAAGCUUGUUCUUCACAACCAGCCCCUGCAUUCCUCCAGCAGCUCUCUUGCUACAGCACAUUCAACUCUGGAGACACAUUCAGCUGAAGGCCACCAGUGUGACUGGCUAAUCUCCUGCAGCCACUGUCAGACCCGAAUUGUAGGGAUCCGCUACCAAUGCAGUUUGUGCCCAGCCUACAAUAUCUGUGAACUGUGUGAAGCAGGGACAUAUUCUCAUGAUCCUAAUCAUGUAUUGUUAAAGUUGCGGAAACCUAUACUCUGUACACCUGAGCAUUACAGCCUUGGCCAGUUCUCCCCUCGGCUCCCUGCUACUCUGGAGCAAGUUAGGCUCCAAAAACAGAUGGACAAAAGAUUUCUAAAGGCAGAAAAGCAGAGAUUAAGAGCAGAGAAAAAACAGCGAAAGGCAGAGGUCCGAGAGCUGAAGAAACAGCUCAAGCUACACAGAAAGAUUCACUUGUGGAACUCAGUACAUGCACUGGAGACACCCAGUUCACCUGCUGUCAAGCCUGAGAGCCUGAAACCCAAUGGUCUCAUGACUCCUGUACAGCCCUGCCCAAUGGUUGUCUCUACUCUGAGUGCAGCAUUUAUUGAUGAGAAUUUGCCAGAUGGGACUCAUCUACAACCUGGAACAAGAUUCAUCAAACACUGGCAGAUGAAGAACACUGGCAGUGUGGAAUGGAGCUUGGACACAAAGCUGAAAUUUAUGUGGGGAAAUUUGACCUUGGCAUCCUCUGAAAAAAAAGACAUGUUGGUGCCAUCUCUUGCAGCAGGGCAAGUGGGGACUGUUUCGGUUGAGUUCAUUGCUCCUGCUCUAGAAGGGACCUACACUUCUCACUGGCGGCUGUCACACAAGGGAGAGCAAUUUGGGCCCAGGAUCUGGUGCAGUAUUGUUGUGGAUUCCUUCCCAGCCACUGCUUGUCUAGAAAGUAAUCAAAAGACUUUUAGUACCAGUCAAAAGGAUAAAGUUUCCUGUAAAAAAGAGGUGGCUUACUCAUCAGAAGCAGAUGCCCAGCAGGCUGUUGAGGUGAUGGAACUGGCAGAUUUACCAGUACCAGCUAUUCCUUUGAAGAUUAAAAAUCCACACAGUGAGAGAGAGUUUUACAUUCCUUCAGUUGAUCUCCUUACUGCUCAGGAUUUGCUGUCUUUUGAACUGUUGGACAUUAACAUUGUGCAGGAACUGGAACGAGUGCCCCACAAUACACCUGUCGACAUGACUCCAUGCAUGUCACCUCUGCCGCAUGAUGGCCCCCUGAUAGAGAAACCUGGGUUGGGUCAGAUAGAGGAGGAAAAUGAAGGGAGUGGAUUUAAACCACUGCUUGAUGCUCACAUGAAACUGAAAGCUGAACAUCCAGUGAACCAGGAGGAGGGGGAGGAAGAUAUGAGUGGGACUCAGUUUGUCUGUGAAACUGUUAUUCGCUCCCUCACACUGGACGCUGCACCUGACCAUCAGCCCCUACAAAGGAAGAAAUCUCUGCAGAACUCUCUGCAAAUGCUACAAGAAGCCUUCAGUUACAGUGUCAAAAAUGAAGAACCUGUUAGGAAAAAAAGUAGUCCCACUUCCAAACCCCAGCAAACAAAGAGCUAUCAGACAGAGGCAAUAGAAGGAAAUGAGUUUGAGAAAUGUGCCAUAUCUGAAGGGUCAGAUAUCAGUGAGGAAACCAAUGAUUGUGAGGAUGAAGAGGAGGAUGUGAAAGAUGAAGUUCAAAGCCAGGGGUCUUCUGCUUCAGAGGAUUAUAUCAUCAUCCUUCCUGAGUGCUUUGAUACCAGUCGUCCACUAGGGGAGUCUAUGUACAGCUCUGCUCUCUCUCAGCCCAGUAUGGAAAAAGCAGUAGAGACUGAUAUGGAGGUUCUGGUUCCUGAAGGUGAAGGCCAGCUACAGGUCCAAAAUAUCAAUGAUAUUUUAACAACUUCACAGACCCUGGACACAGUACCAUUGACUCCAGAAGUGGUCGGCACUGUACCUCAACAGCAAAGGGAUCUAUCCUCUCUUCAGAUUCACAACAUUCAAGAGCCAAGCUUGUCAGCUGCUGAAGAAAUCAUUUCAACUGCUGUUGACCAAAUAAGAGAAGAGCCCAGAACUGAAGAUUUUCUUGAAACGGAGCCUUCAGAAAACAUAAAUAAUAAAUCAAAGUUCCCAGAAUACUCAAGACAUCCCCAGGGAAACAGCAUUGCAGGAGGGCUUGUUAAAGGGGCUUUGUCCGUUGCUGCUUCUGCCUAUAAAGCACUGUUUGCUGGACCACCCAUUGUAGAACAGCAGCCUACAGCUACAGAAGAGCAGACUGCCACUCUCUUAGCCAAUCUGUGUGAGAUGGGAUUCUGUGACAGGCAGCUAAAUCUGAGACUGCUGAAGAAACACAACUAUAACAUGGUGCAAGUAGUAACUGAAUUGCUGCAGAUCAAUAACAGUGACUGGUAUGGCAGCAGAUACUGAAUCUUCAUGGUGGCAGAAGCAGCUGUCCUUGAGCAGACUCUUAUUAAACACCACAGCAGCAGCAGGCUAUUCCUCAGUUUCCUUCUGUUUUGGGGCUGUUUGGGUAGAAGCAUUUAAGUUUUAAUUUGUCAUAUGCUUGUUGAUUCCUUCACUGAAAUCUUAAAUGCAGCACUUGUCACAGCAGUUCUAUGAACCAGACCAGAAUUUUAACUUUACUUUAGACACCAGAUAGGUAGGAGAAAAGUUUUAAAGUCUGAUUUGAUACUAAAUCCCUUUGUACCUGGGAGUCAAGUAGAAUGAUUUUAAAUUUCAGGACAAAUGAGAACUUCCCCUUUUUUAUUGUGUGCAAGAUACUUUUAAACAGGUGGAAGCUUUAUGAUGUUGACCAUAAUGUGAACAAGCAUAGGGAGAGAAGCCAGACAUUGCUGUAAAAUCUCGCCUUAUCUGUUAGACUUGUCCACAGCUAGCAGAAUGUCACUUGUAGUGACAGUUUAAGUAAUUAAUUUUUUUUCUAAUGCAUGAUGGUACUGUAACGAUAGACUAUAUACAUACAUAAAAAGCAUACUAAACACUUCUUUAAAAAAUGUUCACAACAAGACAAACAAUGACAGAUUUUUUUUUUCAAAUGCUGAAACCUAAUGUUAAUUUAAACUUAAUGCAUUAAAAUAAUGCAGUGGAAUGAACUAUGACACUAAUUCACCAGCAGCUCUUGCGUAUUGCUAGUAAUGAUUGUACAAGAUUUAUCUUCAGCAAAAAUACAGCCCAUAUAAAAUAUUGCUAAAAAUGGAAUAUAAGGCUAUACAUACCUUCUUAAGAAUCCUUGGGACUCUCUGCAGAGUGAAGGUUUGACUGUUGUUUUCUCUAAAUUAUUGCAGUGCAAACCUUUUGAUUGUUUGAUAUUAUAGAGAAAACUGGAAUGUGUAAAAGCCUGUACUGGGGUGGAGGAAGGUGAACUCGAGUAAUAAUUGGGAAUGAGGGAGGGAGCAUCAGAGGUGGGAUUUUAGUUAAGUUUGUGUACAAAAAGGCAGUAAACUCCAGGAGCAUCAACUGUUCAGUCUCCCAUCAUGGACCAGGCUAUCAAUAUAUUUCUGGAGAUCUGGCCCACUUUCUUUCGUGGGUGCCAUUUUGGUUUGGAUAGUAUUUGAUACAGCUGGAAAAUUCCUUUUUUAAACACGUAGCAAGGUCAGGGUUUGAUUCCUGUAAUCCUCAAAAAACCAUUAACAUAUACUACUCUGCAGUGGCAUGCCAGCAGAUCAUACCUUGGAACCUGGAUCUGGCAGUAGUGUUGGCUGCAUUAGUUGAGGAGAAAAAUUCACCAAUUGCAGCACAAUUAAAACCACUGAUAAUUAAAAUGUAUUAAAUCCUGAUCACUGCAGGUUCAAAGGUAAGGUGUUGCUAUUUUGACAGGGUUUUGCUAAGUCUGUAUCAGUAUUGUGAUUGAUUAAAUGAUCAUUAACUGUAAAAUAAACUGAAAAAAUCUGUAAUGUAGUCCUUUAAAAGAUGCAUAUUUUCUUCAAUUACUUUAAUGGUAUAAUACAGUUUUGUUUUAAUUUUUUUAUAGAAGUGCAAGACAACAUGCUGUUUAAAUAGGUUUUUUAAUAUUUUACAGAAAAUACUCCUUCCCAGUAUACUUUUCUCUGCGUUGAACCAGAUUUAGAUAAUUCCAUUACUUGGCAAAUUUUAUUUGUCUUAACACUUCUCUAUUACAUACAGCACUUGUCCCAGCCUAUGCAAAACCUGUCCCUAAGCACUGUUGCUUUCACUGACAGAAGAAUAAGGAGGAUGACCUGUAAUAUCUGGCAAACCAUUCUGCCAAGGAGGCAUCUUAUUUGACUAGGAUUGCCCAGCAAGCAGUUCUUCCUGUUUUAUGUACCUUUACACUUUUUAUUUUUCCAUUUGAGCUGCUUCACAUAAUAAAACACUAAAGUAUUUGUAAUAAAUGGAUUUGUUGCAGUUAUAAAUGUCAGUAUUUCAAAGGCUCUUUAGUUUUACCCACAGCCAAAUGCUUGGGUUACUUUUACCAUUACAAAUCUAAGCUCUUCUCUUGUAGCCUGGUGAUUUAUUUUAUAUAUAUAUAUUUUUUUAGGUUAAAAAAAUGCUAAAAUUCAAGGUAUGUUUCUGUUGGCUUUGUAUAUUUUGUUAAUGAAUGCAUGAUAUAUUUAUAAUACUCUCUAGUGCAAAUAAAGUCUCUGUAUAUUAUUUAGAAUAAGCACUUUAAAGUCUUCAAAUGUGAUGGGAAGAAGAGGAGGAAAAUCUCUCAAUCAUAAAAAUAAAAAUGUUUUUUUCUUUUUCCCUUC
Messenger RNA from Gavialis gangeticus (Gharial), 5830 nucleotides. RefSeq names its product NBR1, autophagy cargo receptor (gene NBR1). Gene Ontology annotation, biological process: macroautophagy. The record is from RefSeq and is a predicted model, not a curated record. Bases 411 to 3533 code for a protein of 1040 amino acids. Gene Ontology annotation, cellular component: phagophore assembly site. NCBI's taxonomy places the organism in Eukaryota, Metazoa, Chordata, Crocodylia, Gavialidae. The transcript is spliced from 24 exons. Gene Ontology annotation, molecular function: zinc ion binding; ubiquitin binding.